Messenger RNA from Eruca vesicaria subsp. sativa (arugula), 1216 nucleotides. Lineage: Eukaryota; Viridiplantae; Streptophyta; Magnoliopsida; Brassicales; Brassicaceae. The record is from the annotation of a GenBank genome assembly.
ACCGCUUCUUCUGUUAUUCUAUCGCCGCCGUUCGUCACCACCGAUCUUCGUUCUCCGAGAAGUUGAAAGCUUGUUACAAUGAGGGGAAGGAGCUACACUCCGUCACCACCACCAAGGGGUUAUGGGAGGAGGGGUCGAUCCCCAAGCCCUAGAGGAGGCCGAUAUGGAGGUCGUAGUGUUGACCUACCUACCAGUCUUUUGGUUCGCAAUCUACGCCAUGAUUGCAGGCAAGAAGAUCUCAGGAGGUCAUUUGAGCAGUUCGGACCCCUCAAGGACAUUUACAUGCCAAGGGAUUACUAUACUGGAGAUCCGCGAGGGUUUGGUUUUGUUCAGUUUGUGGAUCCUGCUGAUGCUGCUGAGGCAAAAUAUCAAAUGGAUGGUUAUCAUCUACUUGGCCGUGAGCUGACUGUUGUUUUUGCAGAAGAGAACAGGAAGAAACCUACUGAAAUGAGAGCAAGGGAGCGUGGUGGAGGAAGAAGGAGCAUGAGCUCUCGAGACAGAAGGCGUAGUCCCCCUCGUUACUACUCUCGCUCUCGCUCUCGCUCUCGCUCUCGCUCUCCUCCCCCUCGACGUGGUAGAUCUCGGUCACGGGGUGGUGAUUAUUAUUCUCCUCCCUCUAGAAGACAUCAUCCGAGGUCUAUCUCUCCCAGGGAAGAACGAUAUGCUAGGGGAAGGUCAUACUCGCGCUCACCCGACUAUAAUGGCUCCAGGGGUCGCAGUGUAAGUCCAGCUAGAAGUAAGAGCCGCAGCAUAAGCCGUAGCCCGAGUCCAAGAAGAAGCAUUAGCCCUAGUCCGAGGAGAAACAUAAGCCGUAGCCCGAGCCCCAGGAGAAAGAGGAGCAACACACCUAUACCAGCCAGAAGCCGCAGCCCUAGGAGAAAGAGGAGCAACACACCUAUACCAGCAGGAAGCCGCAGCCCGCGUGAGGAGCAGUACGAAGACCGUUCACCAAGCCAGUGAUUGGUUCUUUGCUCUCUUAAUAGUCGUCUCUCUGUUUUUCUUAUCCCAAGACAAAGUUAUGAUGAUUUGAAAAGACGAGAUAUAUGUGGGGUCGAAUAUUGGCUUUUGUGUUUUGAUUCCGUUGAGUUUUUUGGAAACAUUUAGUAGUAAAGGGAAUGCGAGUUACAACUCCGGUAGGCUUUUAGAUUUUGUCCUCUUGUGUUUAACUAAUUUUUAUUGGUUAGGACCAAAACCAACCAGUAAAAUGGAAAUAAAU